This is a messenger RNA of Brassica oleracea var. oleracea, 771 nucleotides long. Its product is annotated as transcriptional regulator SUPERMAN. Bases 91 to 714 code for a protein of 207 amino acids. The record is from RefSeq and is a predicted model, not a curated record. The transcript is spliced from 2 exons. NCBI's taxonomy places the organism in Eukaryota, Viridiplantae, Streptophyta, Magnoliopsida, Brassicales, Brassicaceae.
CACAGCUCCUCCAUAGCUCUUCUUCCUUAGAUCCUCAGCAAACUCAUAAAUCUCUAUCUAUCAACGUAUCAUCAGCAUCUGUUAGAGACUAUGAAGAGGACACAUCUGGCAAGUUUCAGCAGCAGAAACAAGACCCAAGAAAAAGAAGAAGGAGACACUAAUGGUAACGACAGAAUCAUCAUGAAUCACUACAAGAACUACCAAGCAGGGCUGAUCCCGUGGCCUCCCAAGAACUACACUUGCAGCUUCUGCAGGAGAGAGUUUAGAUCUGCUCAAGCACUUGGAGGGCACAUGAAUGUUCACAGAAGAGACAAAGCAAAACUCAGACAGAUACCUACUUGGCUCUUUGAUCCUCACCAUCAUCACACACCUGUUCGCAACCCUAACCCUAAUCUUAACUCUUCUUCUUCAACAACGCUAGCUCAUCAUGAGCCUUCCCUACUCAACAAGAUAUCCAUAACUACUCGGUUCGAUAUUUUGGAUAAUGCUACUAGCUAUGAAGGUUUGAUGGUGGAAAGAGAGAAGAACAAUAACAAUGUACGUAGCAGAGAUCUCAAGAAGACUGCCAUGGAUUCAUGUCAUGCUGCAAAAUGUGAGAUAAGUCGUGGAGAUCUGAUGAACAAGAAAGAUGGAGUCAUGGGGUUGGAGCUUGGGAUGCGUUUGAGAAAUCCCAAACAAGUUCUUGAUUUGGAGCUUCGACUUGGGUGCCUUUAAAUAACUUUGAUUAAUAAUUUAACUACAAGAUUUAUGUAAGAUUGUAUGUAUAGCUGA